Molecule: messenger RNA, 1122 nt
Organism: Hepatospora eriocheir
Lineage: Eukaryota; Fungi; Microsporidia; Hepatosporidae
Source: the annotation of a GenBank genome assembly
AUGGCAACAAAGAAAACACAAUUUAAUACGAAAAAACCAAAAUCUGGUAGUUUUGCUGAUUUUUUAUACAAAGAUAGAUUUUAUAACAACAAAGGAAAAAAGAAAGUUGUAAAUAAAAAAUCAGUUGUUGAGUAUUCUGGUCUUUCAGCGCUUCAAGAGAAAAUUGAUACUAAUAAGAGAGUUGAACUGGAUAUAGAAAAUGACACUAAUUUAAGUGUAGAAAAAUUUAAGAAUUUGAUAAAUUCUUACAUUCAGAUUUUAAAUAGUUUAGACUAUUCAUUAUCAAUUCCACCCAGAGUUCCUUUUAGUAAUAUUAAGAAAGAACAUUACAAGUAUGUUGAACUUGCUGCUUUCAGUUAUUGGAAAUCUACAAAGGGUGACUUGAUAUUUGAGAGGAAUUUAGAAACUUGGAGACAGUUUUGGAUAACUUGUGAAAGAGCAACCAUUAUAGCACAAGUGAUUGAUUCAAGAAAUCCAAAUUUAUUUUUUAAUAAUGAUAUUUGUAAGGCUUUUCCAAAUAAGAAACAUUUAGCUUUGUGUAAUAAGUCUGAUUUGAUAGUUAAUGAUGAUAGUUUAAAAGAAUUUUUUACUGAUAUUGAUUAUUUAACUUAUUCAAGUAAAAGUGAUGAUAAUUUUUUAAACUUAGAAAUAAUAAUUGAUUCUAAGUUUAAAGAAUUAUUAGAUGAUCGUGACAGGAUGAUUGGAAUGAUUGGUUAUCCAAAUGUAGGUAAAAGUUCUACAAUUAACAUGAUUUUUAAAAAUAAGAAAGUGAGUGUUUCAAGCACGCCUGGUAAGACAAAGCAUUUACAAACAGUUAAUGGUAGUAAAUUUACUUUAUUAGAUUGUCCAGGACUGGUAUUUCCUAAACAUUCUAAAUUAACCUUACUUUUUAUGGGAGUAAUCAAUUCUGAACAAAUUUAUGAUUUAAUGAGUUUUGAAAAAGAUGUUUUAAGUGUCAUUGGAAUUCCUAAUAUAAUAAAAGCCUAUAAUUUAGAUGAAACUAAACUUAAAAAUAAUGAUAUAUUAGACUUAGUAGAAAAGUAUAAAGGAGUAAAUAGGAGUAGAUGUUUAAAAAUGAUCAUAACUGAUUUUGCAUUGGGACAAAAAAAUUUUAGUGAUUAA